CAGCGGCGUCCCGGGUCUGGCUGCGCUGCCGGCGUCCGAGCGGCGGGGAUGGAGACGUCGCGCUGCCGGCUCGCUCCCCGCGGGGACAGUGCCUUUGAAGAUGAGACUAUGAAGCUUCGCCAGUUGAAACUAGAUAACCAGAGAGCGCUGCUGGAGAAGAAGCAGAGAAAAAAGCGCCUUGAGCCGCUCAUGGUCCAGCCAAAUCCAGAAGCCAGGUUACGUCGGUCAAAGCCAAGAGGCACAGAGGAGCAAACCCCUUUGGUGGAGCCUCAUGCCCUGCGCAGUGAUGUCAUCCUCCACGGUAUUGAUGGUCCAGCUGCUUUCCUGAAGUCAGAUAGUCAAGAUUUGGAAACCAAAAUUCAUGUCCUUUCAGUCGGCUCUUCUGCCACAGAAGAGGAUACUGAAGGGAGUGCUGAUGGGGACAGUGUUCUGGAUCCUGCUCCCAAGCCAGAUCUUCAGGAGAUUCUCCAAAAGCAUGGUAUCUCAGGUAGUUUGAACUUUGAUGAGGAAGAGACUGAUGGAGAAGAAGAAGGAAAAAAGUUAAGAGCUCAUUCUCCACAUUCAGAAGCAGACAGACCCAAUUCUGCAUCCAGCCAGAAGUCAACCACAGAUACAGGCGCUUCCAGUACUGCAGCCCCACAAGCUGAUAACCAGCUGGGAGAAGUGGAGAAUUUAGAGGACUUUGCCUAUAGUCCUGCCCCUCGAGGCAUCACCGUCAAGUGUCGGAUAACCAGGGACAAAAAGGGAAUGGAUCGGGGCCUUUUCCCCACUUACUAUAUGCACUUGGAAAAGGAUGAAAAUCGGAAGAUAUUUCUUCUUGCAGGUCGGAAGCGGAAAAAGAGCAAAACAUCCAACUACCUUAUCUCCACAGACCCAACAGACUUGUCUCGUGAAGGAGAAAGUUAUAUUGGCAAACUCAGAUCCAACCUCAUGGGGACCAAGUUUACAGUUUAUGACCAUGGUGUCAGCCCAACAAAGGCCCAAGGUUUGGUGGAGAAGGCCUACACCCGACAGGAGCUGGCUGCCAUCUGCUACGAAACCAAUGUUCUUGGAUUUAAAGGUCCAAGAAAAAUGUCUGUGAUCAUUCCUGGGAUGAAUAUGAGCCAUGAACGGAUCCCAUUUCGUCCACGAAAUGACCAUGAGAGCUUGCUUUCAAAAUGGCAAAACAAAACCAUGGAGAACUUGAUCGAACUGCACAACAAGGCCCCGGUCUGGAAUGACGACACCCAGUCUUACGUCCUGAACUUCCACGGCCGCGUCACGCAGGCGUCUGUGAAGAACUUCCAGAUUGUCCACGGAAAUGACCCGGAUUAUAUAGUCAUGCAGUUUGGACGUGUGGCAGAUGACGUGUUCACACUGGACUACAAUUACCCGCUGUGUGCACUUCAGGCCUUUGCCAUCGGACUCUCCAGCUUUGACAGCAAGCUAGCGUGUGAAUGAGCCAGCUGCGGUGCCUGUCUUCUCCGCGCAGGCCUUUCCAGAGCAGCAUGGCCUCCCUCGCUCUUGCCCCAGGACAUGAAGAGUGGCAGCCCACCCUGUUCCGUGUAAUCCUGGAAAGGAGUGUGUGUAUGUGUGUACACACGUGUUUGUGUGUGCAUACAUGCAUACGCACACACGUACACACUCCUCUCUGGGUUUCACAGCUUAAUGUGGGUGAGAUGGUCAAGGCAGAGACACUUGUCCAGAGCACACUGGUAACGUCCUCACAUUAAUUGCCCCACAGAUUCCCUGCCCCAAGGUCAGAUUUCCUCUGCUUGGAAACUUGCAGCUAGAAUCAGGUUUUAACAAUUAAAUAUUCGGAUCAUUUUUUGAAGACCUUUUCAGAGAGGUUCUCUAAAUUGCCCCUAGUCUCUAGGUUUGCAAACUUCUGUAAAGGACAGAUGGUCUCUCUCAUGGUAACUUGGCUCUGCCAAUGUAGCAUGAAAGCGGCCAUAGACACAUGAGUGCGGCUGUGCCCCUGGAAACUUCAUUGAUGAAACCAGGAGGCAGGCCUGAUGGGCCUGUGGGCCAGAGUAUACCCGCUCCAGGUUCAUCUCCAAAGAUGCUUGACAUCUCCCCAAGAGGGUCUGUGGGUGUGAGACCACACUGGUGGGAAGUGGACUAUGAUGAUAUUUCGAGUAUCUUCUACUGUCACAGCCAGGAGAACCCAAAGUCAGUGAGCAUUCUGAGCCACACAGUUGGCUUCGUUUGUCUUUCUUACUCACUUGCCCAUGAAGAGGCAAUGCCAUCCAGUGCCUAAGAGGAGAACUUAACUCACCAGGAAACAAGCCUGGAGUUGUGUUCUCCAGGUGGUAUCUGUUUGAGAACUGACUUGCUUUCCCCACGGGUCUUGGGAGGUACUGAUGUCACAGCCCCGUCUCCCCCCCCACCCCACCCCAGUAGGUUGCCUGGCACUAAUCUCACAGUGCCUGUGGCCAAAUUUGUGAUCCGUCACUUAAGGAUUUUAUAUUGAUAAUUGUCUUAAUUUCAGAGAAGGCUGGAAAGCAUAAAUUCUCUAGGCACCUUAGUCUAGUGAAGACAGUAAUUUGACACUUGCCUUCAUUUUCAACCCAGGAGUGCCUCCCACACUGUAACCAUGGAGCCAUUAGUAUAGCGGGACACACACCUGUAGUGUGUGUGCGAGUGAGAACAUCAUAUGUCAACACUGUCAUUGUCAUCAAUACUGGUGGUGGGAGAGCUUUGGUGCAGACCAGUGGGCACUUGAGCUCUGCCAACCUUGUAGGGCAGUGCCCUGGCCUUGCUCCUUGACUUACUAUUACCAGCUCCCUGAAGCCUGGUGCAGAUUAUGCUCCUGUCACUUCCUCAGAUCAUGCGAUAUUUGCCCCAUCCUUCAAUUGCUAGCACCUCCCAGCAGAGCCUGUGACUCUACCACCAGUUCAUGGUCUCAGAAUGUACCUGAAUCUUGAGGCUCGAAGAACUUCGUCAGUUCUAGCCUUUGAGCACCGAGCUGUUUGCCAGCAUGUGGCAAAAAAUUGAUGGCUGUUCACCCGUUACAUUUCCCUUCAAGGACUUUGUUUUUCGCCCCUGCUUCUGGUUACUUGUUUCACAUCAAACAGCAGUGUGAAGGGAAGAGACCCGGAAGAGACAGAGACCCUCUGCUCACCCUCUGGAGUGCCCUCCCUGCUUCCUUUUGAUAUGAUCAGUUUCCAUCUCAGGCAUGCGCCCCAUCAAGUGCCUCAUUCAUAGAAGUGCCCGCAAGCCUUUCAGGCCUCCAGUGCCACUGUCUGCAUGGGCUGUCGAAUAAGCUGCCUCAUCGAAAACAGAAAGCUGUUCGCUCAUCUCCAGCCGCAGUAUACGACAGCGUCCGGAGACAGGGAUCUGACGGGGCAACUGGAUCCUAUCCUGCUCCCUCCUGUGCUCUCUGACUUGGAGAGAUACAGACCCUAGCUUCAUAAACUCUCUGCUUAAGCGUGCAGGUGACUGGUUUUAUAUAAAUCAUAUUUAUACCUUUUGUAUG
This is a messenger RNA of Talpa occidentalis (Iberian mole), 3457 nucleotides long. RefSeq names its product TUB like protein 3 (gene TULP3). Bases 49 to 1440 code for a protein of 463 amino acids. The record is from RefSeq and is a predicted model, not a curated record. NCBI's taxonomy places the organism in Eukaryota, Metazoa, Chordata, Mammalia, Eulipotyphla, Talpidae. Gene Ontology annotation, cellular component: cilium. The transcript has 11 exons. Gene Ontology annotation, biological process: protein localization to cilium.